AUGUCCCAUUAUAAUUCUAGUAGACAUCCAUCGCAAUCUCAAGUAUCGGAUCUAUCUAAGAUUGGUACUGAAGAUACCUUUAUGGUAGACCUUGAGAGUAAAGUUGACAGCUUAAAAAAUAUUAGUACAAACAUAAACAAGGAGCUGUUGAAGUCCAAGGCACACCUAUCUUCUCUGUCGAAAACUUUUGAUUCGGCAUCUCUUUCUCUAAAGGGGACUUUAUCCAACAUGAGCAGGAUUGCCAAGGGUUAUGUGGUUAUUUUCUCUUCUUAUAAUAUAAUUUGUUGUGUGAAUAUGGCUAUUAAUUACGUUUAUGUUAAUAGUAUGUUCCCUAAAUAUAUUUGUAGGAGUAUUCCUGUUCAAAAUAAAUAUAUUUACGAUAAAUUCUGCUAUGUGACUACAUUUUAUUCAUAUGAUAAAUGUGUCUCAAGGGAACGCAUGAAGAAGCCAUUCGAUAGAGCUGAAAAACAAAAGUACGAUAAUAUUUCACACUAUGCAAAUAAGCUGGCAAGGAAUUUGGAUUUUAAUCCUGUCAAAUGGGAGAUGAUUCUGUCGAAAUCGAAAGAAGUAUACAAGGAUUUUAAGCCAAUUGAUAUAGCACUACUGUUGAACAGCCUAUCAAGAGCUAGAUUCUAUGACUCGGAAUUGUUUAACUGCCUCAUUCCACAAAUAAUUAAAAACGUUGCCUUUUUUACCUCAGUGCAUAUAUCUAUGGUUUUAUCGGCAUAUUCUAAGGGGAAAUUGUUAUCUCCGGAACUUUACGGAGUACUGAAGUCAGAAGUAAAGGGAAGAAUGUAUGAAUUUACGACAUCGGUGGAAAUGUGUAUGAUAAUAAAUGCAAUUUCCAAAUAUGGAGACUCAGAUAAGGAGUUUCUGGAUAGUAUUUGUAAGCACCUGGUUAAGAUGUACCAUAACUUCAAUUUCACAUCGCAGGAGUUAAGUGUGCUGAUUAACUCGUUCGUGACUCUGGGAUACUAUAAUGAGCAGUUGUUCAACCUAAUGUCAAAAAACGUAGUGGAUCGGCUGAACUUGUGUAAUAUAUAUGAACUGAUAAGGAUAUUAAACGGAUAUAUAAUAUUUGAAAACAACUCGAACAGAGUUCAGAGUCAUUGUAAAAAUGAGAUGAUGAAUAAGAUAAAGUACUCGGGACAGAAGGAACUGACGACGACACUCCAUAUCCUGGGAAGUAUCAACUACACGCUUGUGCAAACGAACAUAGAGAAUAGGAAUAUCGUCGACGAAAUGGUGGAAGCAGUAAAGAGGAGGUGUUUGAACAUAAUCGACGGGUUCACAAUGUCAAGCAUAUCGCACUUAUUAAUAUCGCUCUCAAAAUGGUCCCUUAAAUUGGAAUACGAGGAGCUGUUGAAGGCAGUGAAGCAGUUAGGAGAGCCCAAAAUGGAUGCAAACUUGGUGGAAAUGAAUAAUACACUAGUGGCAAUCACGAAGCUCUACUGCAGCAUAAGCAACGUCAACGACUUUAACGAGAUUAAAAACGAAGAGAACAACGAGUUAUUGGCGGAAAUAAGGGAUUUGAUGAAAAAUUGGUCAUGCGUAAUAGUGGAGCUCUUGGAAGAGGACACCCACGACCUGAACGUCCUGAUAAAGGUGCUGGAUUCCUACAGUAAAUUCAAUGUCUACGAGGAAGACCUGUUCAACAGAAUAAAGAAUAUGAUCGUGAUGAAGCACAUGAGUGAGCUGAAUCGAAACAACGGAUACACCCUCAAUGAAAUAUUCAGCAAAAAGGGUAAGUGCGAAACCAAUAAAUGCCGAAUAACAAUGAAGUAUUAG
Molecule: messenger RNA, 1788 nt
Organism: Theileria orientalis strain Shintoku
Lineage: Eukaryota; Apicomplexa; Aconoidasida; Piroplasmida; Theileriidae
Exons: 10
Coding region: 1-1788 (595 amino acids)
Source: RefSeq, a predicted model, not a curated record